AUGUCGGAGAAACAUCAGGUGAUUGAACUCAGUGACGACGAGGAUCCAGACGUUGUCAUGACUGCGGUUGAAGAACCCGAGGAGGAGGAAGAGGAGGAAGUGCAGACCGAGUUCUGUGAACUCCGAGACGCUCAGAAUCUGCCGGAUUCGGAGGGAAAUAUUUGUAUUCGACGUGGAACUACAGAGGACAAAUCGUACUAUCUUGCCCCACAUAUUGCUCGAAUUAUCAAACCCCAUCAGGUGAGCGGUGUGCGCUUUCUCUUUGAUAAUCUAGUGGAAAAUCAGACGGAGUUCAAUCGCAGUGAUGGUUUCGGUUGCAUUUUGGCACAUUCAAUGGGUCUAGGCAAAUCUAUUCAAGUAAUCGCCUUCCUUGAUCUGGUCUUCCGGUACUAUCCUGCCCUCCACACUGUCCUUCUUAUCGUCCCUAUCAAUACCCUCCAGAACUGGCAAACCGAGUUUCAAAUGUGGCUUCCAUCUGCCCUCUACAAUCCAGAAGAAGAGACUAAACCCAAAGUGAAUGGCCAACAAUCCUCUUCAUCCGCUGCAAGCACCCCUACUCAGUUGCCAAUGUCAUCCACUUCCACUCACCAGCAGUUCUUGGCCCCCACUCCUCUUGCUCAGCACCCACCACCCCCAUCCGUUGUACAUUCUGAACCCUCUCUCCUCUCCCUAAUUAAUGAUUCUCCCCCUCCACAAUCACCAAACGUGAAUGAACAAGGUAAUCAACUGCUCAACAAUGACAGCAAUAUCGACCCAAUCUUAUCUGGGGAACCUCAAUUCCCACCACCACCCCCAUCCCAUACUCAACCCCCAUCUCAAGUUGAAUCGACAAUUUCAGAGGAAUCGCAAUUACAACGUGAACCACCACCCUUCCGACUACAUGUUAUAAAGGACACCACCAAGUCGUUGGAUGCUCGUUACCAGGUUGUCGCAGAGUGGACUAAGGUUGGAGGUGUACUCCUGAUGGGUUAUGAGAUGUUUCGAAUGCUCACUACUCCCAAGAAACAGGCGAAAGUGCAUAAUAUGCCAAGUAUGAAUCCCUUUAUUUACGGUGGUGGUGGAUUUGGAAGCAUUCCAAUGAGUACCUCGGCUACGUCUCUGUUUCAACCUCCCUCUAAUCCUCCACCCUCCAUUGUGUCGGAGACAGGAAGUAAGAAGCGGAAACGACCUAUUAUGAUUGAUAUUGAUAAGGAGGAGAAGGAGGAGCAUAUGCUGAAAGACAUGCGGAUUGCAUUGGCUGAUCCCGGGCCCCAGAUUGUAAUUUGCGAUGAGGGACAUAGAAUAAAAAACAGUGAGGCUUCUAUCUCGAGGGCUCUAAAGGCUCUUAAAACAAAACGGCGUGUGGUAUUAACCGGUUACCCCCUUCAAAACAAUUUAAUGGAGUACUGGUGUAUGGUUGACUUCGUUCGACCCAAUUACCUUGGCUCCAAGGCCGAGUUCACCAACAUGUUCCAGCGUCCAAUUGAGAAUGGUCAGUGUGUGGACAGCACAGAAGCGGAUAGAAAAUUGAUGCAGGGUAGAGCCCAUGUUCUCCAUGGUCUUCUCUCUGGUUUCGUCCAACGCAGAUCGCACGCGGUCCUUAAAGCCAGUCUACCUCCAAAACAGGAGGUGGUUCUUAUGGUGAGAAUGUCUCCACUUCAACGUCGUCUCUACACAGCACUGAUGAAUUAUAUUGCCACCACUUCAAAUUCCUAUGGCUCGGGAGUGCCUACAGCUAACACAUUGCAGACGUAUGCCCUGUGCUGCAAGAUAUGGAAUCACCCAGACAUUCUUUGGAGAGUGGUUCAAGAAAAUGUAGAUGAAGCGUUGGAUUUUGAAAUAGACGAUCAAACGAAUUCGGGUAAUGGGACAACUUCCCGAGUAAAACGGAAAACAAAUGGAAGCAAUUCAGUAACAAGCUCAAUUAGCGAGGACAAAUACGCAUGGCUGACUCAUGACCUAUGGGGCGAAAAUUUCAGAGCUGGUGAUGUCCAGAACAGCGGAAAGCUCAUUAUCUUCCUCUCACUGCUCUGGAAAAGCGUCCAUGCUGGUGAUAAGAUGCUUCUCUUUUCUCAAUCACUUCUCACUUUGGAUUUGAUUGAACGUCUAUUGGGAAGAUUGCCUCUCGAUAGUGAGCGACCACCAUCUCCCUCGCAAACCCAGGCCUCACAGGAGCAGCUUCAACAACAAAGGCUUGAGGAAGAAGAAGAGACAGAGAAAACUCUCCAUUAUCGAUUUAAUAGGAGAUUGGGAAAUGAUCCCUCAAAGCAGCCUCAAGUUUGGGUCAGAAAUGUCCAUUACUUCCGUCUUGAUGGAAGUACAUCAGCUACUGAUCGAGAUCGUCUUAUUCGACGGUUUAAUGAUCCUUCUAAUCCAGUUAAACUCUUCUUAGUUUCAACAAGGGCUGGUUCUCUCGGAGUUAAUCUAAUUGGAGCCAACCGAGUGGUGGUGUUUGAUGCUUCGUGGAAUCCUUGUCAUGAUUGUCAAGCCGUUUGUCGAGUUUAUCGAUAUGGGCAAGAGAAACCGUGCUUCAUCUAUCGUCUUGUCUCAGACAAUACCAUGGAACGCAAAAUCUAUGAUCGUCAGAUUAAUAAGCAAGGUGUGUCUGACAGAGUGGUAGAUGAGAUGAACCCGGGGCAACAAUUUACACGAGCUCAAGUUGGUGUUCUAAUGGCCUAUGAGGAUAAAGACAUGCCAGUAGUCUCUGAUGAGGACUUGAAAUCAAUUUCCGAAAUCACUGACAGUGAUCCUGUUCUAAAAGCGGCAUUAGAACGCAAUAAGGAGUGGAUUACUAUGAAACCAUUCACUCAUGAGUCUCUGCUAAUCGAUCGGAAGGACUAUCGAUUGACACGGGUGGAGAAACGUAUUGCUUAUCAGCGCUACCAACAAGAAAGAAUCAAUUCGGUGAAUAUCCAUGGUACUGGAAGAUCGAUGUCGGCAUUGCACUAUCAAAUGAUGGCAGCAGCAGCGGCUUCUGGAGUCCAAUUCAAUCCCUAUGGAGGUUCGAUGGGGCCCAUGGGCUUCAACUAUCCAGCAAACCAGGUUCGUGGAACGCCGAAUAUUCUUUCCAAGAGUGGAGGAAUUAAUGCUAUGAACCAGGGCGCCUACGGUGCUACGAACCCCUACGGUUUCUUCUCCACGGGACUUGAAGAUCCCUUGGCGGCAGCUCGUCGAUACGAUGGUAUUCAGCGCAAUCGAAUGCUGCAGAAGGAUUUGGAUGAGGCGAGAAUUCGCGCUGUUUCUCGAGAAAUUGGCAUUACACUUCCAAGCGGGCCUUUGGGAAGUGAUUACAAAAUCACUCGUGUAGCAGCUUCGACUGAUUUGGUAUUUCCGCAAUCCACUCAUCCACCAGCCCCCGAACGAAGCAUUCCCAAGGGUGAGAUAGUGGAGAUUAUUCAGGCGGGUCCUAAUGGAAAAUAUCUCCGUUUACCCCGAACUGGAGACAUUUACGUCGUCAAACCAGGCGCCUCCUCCACUUCAGCUACUAAGGGUUCGGACGCUGAUGACUCGGCAAAAGGUAGUAAUGGUGCACCAGCUAAACAACAGCACCAAAAUCAACAAGCGCAAUCAUCCCAACAACAACAACAACAACCGAUUCAGACCCAGAUGAAUCAAAUACUGGGAGAAAGCAUGUCUCAGCAAGUCCCAACUAGUCAUCCGUCCAACCCAUCUCAACCUCCUGUUUGUCCCCGCUGUAGACACCCAACCGUCCCUUCGGGUUGUCUCUGUUCACCGCAACAACAAAUUUACACAACAACCCAACAUCAAGCCACCAACGCGCCAGCAACUCAAAUGCCCUACCACCCACCGACGUAUACUAAUCAAUACGCCCUCCCAACAGCCCCCUAUGUUUCGUCACCACCUCCCAACCCCCCAACCAACACCCCUGCUUCUCACAGUUACCCUAACUACUGA
Rodentolepis nana is the source of this 3894-nucleotide messenger RNA. NCBI's taxonomy places the organism in Eukaryota, Metazoa, Platyhelminthes, Cestoda, Cyclophyllidea, Hymenolepididae. The record is from the annotation of a GenBank genome assembly.